Vicia villosa (hairy vetch) is the source of this 849-nucleotide messenger RNA. RefSeq lists its product as uncharacterized. Gene Ontology annotation, molecular function: DNA-binding transcription factor activity. The record is from RefSeq and is a predicted model, not a curated record. The transcript has a single exon. The coding region runs from base 1 to 849 and encodes 282 amino acids. NCBI's taxonomy places the organism in Eukaryota, Viridiplantae, Streptophyta, Magnoliopsida, Fabales, Fabaceae.
AUGAACAACAACAACAAUUCUUCAUCCCUUUCUCAUCAUCGUAACCCCAAAAACAACAAUCAUCAUCAUCAUGAUCAAUGUCACAAACCCACUGUUCACAAAUGUGAGUUUUGUCACAAAGUAUUCCCCACUGGUCAAGCACUCAGCGGUCACAAGACCUGUCAUCGUUCCAACAAACAGAUACAUGAUGAUCAUGUUAAUAAGGUUUAUAAAACUAUGAAGGUCACUUUCUCUUUAUCUUGUUCUCCAAGUAAUCAUAAUAGUGAUGUUGAUGCCAAACAGAAAAGGCAUUCAUGGACUAGGGUUUUCAAGACUACCGUUCAUCAUCCACCUACUGCAUCAACCUUGAAACCUAGCCAACAAGAAGAAUUACCAGCUGUUGACUUGCUAAGUUUUCUGCCACCAAGGUUGUAUAAUACCAAGAAAAGGAGCAGGAGAUAUCUUGUUCAUGAUGGAGUCGCUAAUAAUACUGCUCCAAUAUUGCCGCUGUUGGAUAUGUCUUGCGAAUCGAUUCCAAAUCUUGAUUUGAAUCAUCGUGAGUAUAAAAGGAUGAAACUCUCAAUCAAUGGGAAUGAUACUGAGAUGAUGCAGAAACAAGAUUUGUUGCCAACAAGUGGUCGUAUUGAUGAAACGGUGGUGAACAUGAGUGAAUGUGAAAUAAAUAUAGAAUCACUUCAUGAAUUGGGGUCAAGAGUUAUUCGAAACUUUGAUUUGAACGAUCUCCCGACUAAUGAUGUUGAAACUGUGGUGUCAAGAGUUGUUCGAAACUUUGAUUUGAACGACCUCCCUCGCUUUCCUUUGAUUCUGGGAUUAGUUAUUAAAGAUAUACUUCACUUGAAAAAUGAAUGA